CCGUGAACUCUCCCGGCCUCUCUGAAAAUCUUCCCGACAUCAACCACCAUCCAAAAAAAACGUAUCUUCCAUACCUACCUACCUCUAUCCUCUCCGUCCUUGGGGCUCUCUGUUGACCUCCGAUUCGUGUAAUAUUCUUUCUUACUUCAACUCGAUUCUCGGGCCGCCGUCGUCCGUUUCUGCUUGAUACCCCGCCUCCCGGUCGCGACCAAACGCCCGUCUGUUGUUGCUUCAGCUGUCGGCACCAUCACCGCCCGGUUGCGCAUUUGUCGACAUUGACUUUCCACUUUCCACCACAUACUUGGCACCGCACUACGCCCGCCGUCAGCUACCUUUUACCCCUUCACGUGUAGCUUCCCAUUCGGCCUUCAGCUCUCCCUCCAUCCCGAUCCCCAACACCCCUCGUCCUCACCUGGUCGCCGAAGCCAGCAAAUACCCAACCUCCCCCAACGCACAUCUCAGUCUUCUGUAUUGAAGCCCUCUACCGGGAUGGCAUCUCAACCCCGUAAUACAUACAACGCCCCCGGGUUUCUGCCCAAUGGUGCCGCUCCUCAUCAGGGCCCAGUACCCGGCGCUACACCUCUCCUCCCGAACCAAGGCCGCAUUUUGGAAACUGGUCCCACCCGAGUUCUCUGCAUUGCAGAUGUUCGAGGUAACCUCCGGUCCUUGAACGAGCUCGCCAAGGCCGCCCGCGCCAACUAUAUCAUUCACACUGGUGACUUUGGUUUCUACGACGAAACAUCUCUCGAGCGUAUUGCGGAGAAGACAUUGAAACAUGUUGCCCAAUAUUCGCCCCUGAUUUCCGAGACCACCAAGAAGGCCAUUGCGCAAGCCGCUUCCGGCCCCGUCAAGAGCCGCUUCCCUGCUAGCGAGCUUCCUCUUUCCGAGCUGCCUCUCCUCAUUUCGGGCGAACUGAAGCUGGAUGUUCCCGUGUACACGGUUUGGGGCGCCUGUGAAGAUGUCCGGGUGCUUGAGAAGUUCAGAUCAGGAGAGUACAAGGUGCCCAACCUGUUUGUGAUCGACGAGUCUCGGUCGAAGCUCCUCGAAAUCGGCGGUGUCAAGCUUCGUCUUCUUGGUUUGGGCGGUGCUGUCGUUAUGCACAAGCUUUUCGAUAACGGCGAAGGACGGACUACGAUCGCUGGUGGACAAGGUACUAUGUGGACUACACUUCUACAGAUGGGCGAGCUUGUCGACACUGCUAAUCGCGUCUACGACCCUACCGAAACACGCAUCUUCAUCACCCACGCUUCGCCCGCUCGUGAGGGCAUCCUCAACCAGCUUUCGGUAACUCUCAAGGCGGAUUUCUCCAUCUCGGCUGGUCUUCAUUUCCGUUACGGAAGCUCGUACAACGAGUUCAGCGUCAACCCGACGUUGGAUCACUACCGUGGAAAGCUGGCCGCUAGUAAGGCAUCUUUCAACGAUGUGUGGGAAACCGUCCGCAGUGAGGUUGAGCCCGCGAUCCAGCAGAACGACGUCCAACAGACCUUGCUCAAGAACGCACUCAGUGUUGUUGAGAAGAUGCCUACGACCGCUGCUGGUGGAAACCCUUUUGGUGGUGCAGCUGCGGGCCAGUCGGCCGCCGCGCUCGGCCAAGUCGACGAGAGCGCCUUUAAGAACAUGUGGAACUUCAACCUUGCUGAUGCCGCGUUUGGAUGGCUGGUGCUGGAAAUUCAUGACGGAAGGAUUGGAACCGAAAUGAGAGCUCAGGGAUUUAACUUCUCCCAUCGCGGGGCUAAGCAGCCCGUGUAUGCGGCCCAGGGUGCCGUCCCGCCCUCGACCGGAGGGGCUAACCCCGUUCCUACUGGCCCCGCUGCCGCUUCUACACCCGUUCAACCCGCAGCGCAGCCCGCGCCUGCAGUACCUGCGGUCCCUGUUGUUCCCAAGCAGCCCCCCGCGCAAACUGCUAAGCCCGUUGCCCCGUCGCCGGCUCCGACACAACCCAAGGCGGCUACACCACAGCCUGCUGCCGCCUCGCCCGCAUCAAGAGAGUCUGAGAAGCCGGCAUCCGCUCCCACGAACGGGGCUUCCAAUAAUCCGGAGCCUACCCCUUCUCCGGCGCCCAAGAGCGCUGCAGAAAGUAUCAUUGGCCUCUUUGUCAUGCAACCACCGAACGAUGACGCCAUCCCUGGCCUGUUCGCGGAGGAGGAUAAGUCCAAGAUCGUCAAGGUCGAUAAGUGGGGCCAGAACAACAGAGUAGUCAUUUUCAAGACGGUCGAGGAUCGUGACGGUGCCUUGGAUCGCUUGCCUCAGGAAUACAAGUCUCGUGGCACUGGCUCGGACGACCGCUCGAAGCCGCUCAUCAAGGUCUUCAACCCUCCCUCGUCAAGACCGUUCAACACCCGUGGCGGCGCCGGUACGUGGGCCAGCAGCAGAGGUGGUCGAGAAGGUACCCAGAGCGGAUACCGCAGCGCUGGUGGCGGAACUGCUAGCGAUAGUGAAGGCGCUGGUCGUCGUGGAGGUCGCGGAGGUUCCAGAGGCGGCCGUGGUGGUGAGCGCAGCGGACGUGGCUCGCGCCGUGGGGGCUUGAAGGGUGACGGAAGCCCGGCUACGACUUCUGCUACCCCGGCUGACUCUUAGGACACGGAAGCUGUGGAGUUGAAAGUCGAGGACUCGAAGCAAGGUUCGGAGAAAGGUUCGAAAGAAGGUUUGAAGGCAAUUCUGAAGAAAGCCGGUGCCAGAAAAUCAGAACCUUUGAGAAAAUCAUCAGACAAUCCCGAAUCGACGUCGUGAGAUGCAGAUGGUUAAGUCAACCUUGUUCAAUGAGGGCCUGGCGUUGUUGGGGAAACGGUGCUUACUAGGGAUAGAUUUAACCCUGGCAAUGUUGUUCUGGACUGGGACUGAAGAAAUAGUGCAGGGGUUGUUUUAUCAAGUCAGGUUCAAGACAGGCUAGGUAGGCCACGUCGAACUGAGCUGAGCUUGCUGCGCGGGAGAGGAGAAGUGAAUGAGGGGAAAGCGAGAGGAAGAAAACAGCGUACAGUUUACCAUUACAAUUUCAAGAACCAAAACCAUUCUUCAGAGCUGUUCAUGUCUCUCGAUGCAGAUAUUGUAGAUGAUGCGGAUGGUGUUUCAGGUCGAGGUCUCCAAAAGGACGUUAGCGGAUUUGCUUACUUUGCUUUUUUCUUUUUAUUCUUCUUCUACCUUGUGUUCAUGUCUUCACUUAAAUUCGCUUUU
Neurospora tetrasperma FGSC 2508 is the source of this 3171-nucleotide messenger RNA. RefSeq lists its product as uncharacterized. Lineage: Eukaryota; Fungi; Ascomycota; Sordariomycetes; Sordariales; Sordariaceae. The transcript has 4 exons. The record is from RefSeq and is a predicted model, not a curated record. The coding region runs from base 490 to 2577 and encodes 695 amino acids.